CAAAAUAAUCAUGUCGGCCACAAACGAUAUCACACCUUUUACAGCACAACAAGAACCUGAACCCAUCUUUAAAAAGAGAUCAGCCAACAAAAAGAACCUGAAACGUAAAGCGCCAGUCAAGUUACAAAGCGAUUCCGACGACGAUGAUUCCGAGGACGACAUGGCCUCAGAAGUCGUAACAAAAGAACGCAAAACCGUAAAGAGUCCGUUUGUACAAGGCACACGUAAAAGACGAGUUAAGAAGGGUAGUGACGAUGAAGAAGACGACUCGAUUGGUGUUCAAUAUACAGCAGAUCGUUCAGCCACUUUGCAAAAGAGUGAUGCUGCACGAUAUGAUACCGAGUGGGAACUGGAAAAGAAAGAAAUCGAUAAAAAGGGCAAAGAGGCUCCCAAGAAGGACGUCAUGAACGCUAAAAUGUCUGUGGGGCCUCAACGAGCUCCUGCUAACUUAAGAGUGACUCAGCGAUUCGAUUACCAACCUGACAUUUGUAAAGAUUACAAGGAAACCGGAUUCUGUGGCUAUGGUGAUUCCUGCAUCUUCUUACAUGACCGUGGUGAUUACAAGACAGGGUGGCAAUUAGAAAAGGAAUGGGAGGAUGCACAAAAGAACCACACUAAAUUUGGCUCUUCUGAUCCCAACAAGUACGCAAUUUCUGAUAAUGACUCGGACGAUGAAUUACCGUUUGCUUGUUUGAUUUGCAGAGAAGAGUUUAAAAACCCCGUUGUCACCCGUUGCGAGCAUUACUUUUGUGAGGCGUGUGCCAUCAAAAAUUACAAAAAGUCACCCAAAUGCUAUGCCUGUGGCAAGCCCACUCAGGGCGUAUUCAACACUGCCAAGAAAAUGCUGGAAAAAUUAGAACUCAAGAAGAAACGACAGGACGAAGGCAAAGAUAGCGAUGUGGAAAAUGACGACUUUAUUGAAGGUUUAGAGACAAAGGACGACAGCGAGGAAGAAGAUUAAUACCAUGUAGAAAAAUAAAAAUAAAUGUUGUAUUUUAUCAAUUGUCCCACGAGACAAUCGAUAGACAUAAAUAAUUAAAUGUGUAUCGAUAGGCAUCUGAAGGAUUAGA
This is a messenger RNA of Mucor mucedo, 1070 nucleotides long. RefSeq lists its product as uncharacterized. Bases 11 to 961 code for a protein of 316 amino acids. The transcript has a single exon. Gene Ontology annotation, molecular function: metal ion binding. Gene Ontology annotation, cellular component: U2-type spliceosomal complex. NCBI's taxonomy places the organism in Eukaryota, Fungi, Mucoromycota, Mucoromycetes, Mucorales, Mucoraceae. Gene Ontology annotation, biological process: snoRNA splicing. The record is from RefSeq and is a predicted model, not a curated record.